CUUACAGUCGUCAUAUUCCCUAACAGUCACAUCGGUAGUACGAUCGGAUACCUCGUCGAACUUCUCCGCCAUUCAACUGGACAAACGAGUAAUCGUGAAACUCAUAUCGUCACGCUUAAGGCCCUGUAGCUUUGUGCUAUAUAACCUUUUAGUCAGACACACCAGCGAUGAGGCUACUCAAUACCGAAACACUUGAACUGAUUUCUUUCAUUGGCCAAGUACCGGACUACGUUAUCUUAUCACAUCGAUGGGAGGAAGAAGAGAUCGUCUUUGAAGAUGUCUCCAAAGUCCCUCUCAGCAUGAAGCGAGGGUUUCUCAAAGUUCUAGGCACUUGUGCCCUUGCGGUCAAGCACGGCUACAAAUGGGUUUGGAUUGAUAGCUGUUGUAUCGAUAAGUCUAGUUCAGCGGAGCUACAAGAAUCAAUCAACUCGAUGUUUCGAUGGUAUCAGCGGGCACAGAUUUGUUACGCAUAUCUCAGUGAUGUUGCAGACAAAUCCUCUGGCUGGGGUCAGGCUUUCGGUAAAAGUCAGUGGUUUACUCGCGGAUGGACAUUACAGGAAUUGCUAGCUCCUUGCAAUGUGGAGUUCUACUCGGCAGACUGGAGUCCUAUUGGAAACAAUAUCGAUGUUGCGGCUCUGGAGUCUGAUUGGGUAAUGAUAGAAGAUGAGUUUUGUGCAGCACAAAAGUUGUCCUGGGCCGCACAUCGAGAAGUAUCCAAGGAAGAAGACGAAUCAUAUUGCUUAUUCGGGCUGUUCAAUGUCAACUUACCACUGUUGUAUGGCGAAGGUGAAGUCAAGGCAUUCCGGAGAUUACAGCAGGCGAUUUUUGAGGAAAGUGCCGAUCACAGUCUACGUGAUAGAUCAGGCAGAUUUUGGAGCCUACACAGUCCAUGA
Messenger RNA from Bipolaris maydis ATCC 48331, 893 nucleotides. NCBI's taxonomy places the organism in Eukaryota, Fungi, Ascomycota, Dothideomycetes, Pleosporales, Pleosporaceae. The record is from RefSeq and is a predicted model, not a curated record.